Messenger RNA from Hippocampus zosterae (dwarf seahorse), 1979 nucleotides. It is a transcript of the gene hmx2, whose product is annotated as H6 family homeobox 2. The coding region runs from base 242 to 1123 and encodes 293 amino acids. The transcript is spliced from 2 exons. Gene Ontology annotation, biological process: regulation of transcription by RNA polymerase II. NCBI's taxonomy places the organism in Eukaryota, Metazoa, Chordata, Actinopteri, Syngnathiformes, Syngnathidae. The record is from RefSeq and is a predicted model, not a curated record. Gene Ontology annotation, molecular function: RNA polymerase II transcription regulatory region sequence-specific DNA binding; DNA-binding transcription factor activity, RNA polymerase II-specific. Gene Ontology annotation, cellular component: nucleus.
AGGACCGGCCAAAGCGCUCACUGACGCCGCACGGACAAAAAAAACACCUCCAACUCCACUUCAAUGUAAAAGCCCCCCCGCGCUAUUAAGCGGACAAAAGACGUCUCGCGUGCAUGUGUGUUUUGUUUUAUCUAUUUUCCCGCACCCCCCCCUCAACCCCCUUCUUCUUCUUCUUGUUGUCAUUAUAACGGAAUAACGCGACACAGGAGAGCUCCCUAUCGAUAAGUGUUAUGAGGCGACCAUGAGUAGCGCAGAAGACAGCGGGAGCAAGGGCUCGACGGGGCCCAUUUCCAGCUUCACCAUCCGAUCCAUCCUGGGCACGCCGCCGUCCGAGGCGCCCCCAACCCCAACCCCGGCCCCGCACCCUCACCCGCCGCCACCUUCGCUGCUGCUACCGCCGCCGCGCUCCGGUAGCAAAGAACUCGCCAAGGGACUAGUGGCGACGCGGAGGAGGACGCUGUCCGUGUCCUCCGAGGAGGAGUGCAGCGGCGGCGAAGACGCGGCGGACUGCUUCUGCUCCGAGCCGGCCCGCCGACAAGCGUGCGGACCGCACCGGCAGCACAACGCCUUCUCGUGCUUAGGUCCCGCCAAAGGGCUCCUGUCCGCCAACGAGGGUCUGGCGAGGCGGCCGCCCCUCCUGCACGACUACAACAAAGAGGAGGAUCAGGAUCGAGCCCUGCUGUCCCCCUUGUCAGAGGAGCGGCAGUCGGACGCUGCCGACAAGCACCCGCAGGGCUCCUCGGCCAAGAAGAAGACGCGCACCGUGUUCUCUCGCAGCCAGGUCUACCAGCUGGAGUCCACGUUCGACAUGAAGCGCUACCUGAGCAGCUCGGAACGCGCCUGCCUGGCGUCCAGCCUGCAGCUGACCGAAACGCAGGUCAAGACGUGGUUUCAGAACCGCAGGAACAAAUGGAAGCGGCAGCUCUCGGCUGAGCUGGAGGCGGCCAAUAUGGCGCACGCGUCGGCGCAGACUCUCGUGGGCAUGCCGCUGGUUUUCCGGGAGAACUCCUUGCUGCGCGUCCCCGUGCCACGUUCCAUCGCCUUCCCCACGCCGCUCUACUACCCCGGGAGCAACCUGCCCGCCCUGCCUUUAUACAACCUGUACAAUAAGGUUGACUACUGAUACGGACGCACACCUUCUGGUUCUGAUAAGCCCUGCAGGGGUGUCCAAACCUUUCCCUCCGUGGCCCACUUUGACAUUAAUUUAUUCAACACAUUAAAGCCGACCCAUCAAGAGAUUAGAUAUUGUUUAUAUACUGUAUUAUAGUUGUUUUUGGAAAGCUGUUAAAAGUGAUGGGACUAUUUUUUGGGGGCAAUGGAUGAGGCUUGAACGGAUUAAUGGCAUUUCCAUUCAUUUCAAUGGAGGAGUAUGAUUUGUAAAUGUUUUGAGGCAUUUUUCAGUCAGAAUCUGGAGACAUUUAGUUACUGGUGAAGUUGUAUUUUCUUUUCUUUUUUUGUACGUGUGUCUUUGCCAACAAAAGCUCGAUAUAAAACAGUUAAUUCGUGAAAUAGGCGUUAUAGUGGUUGGCCCACUUUGCAUUUCUCUGAUUUUUUUUUUAAACAUUGCAAGUCGUGUCAAAUGUUUUGAAUAUAUGCUGUGUGUCGCAAAAAAAAAAAAAAACAUGGAUGCAAAUCCCCCAGGGGCCACAGUUUGGACACCCCCGCUAUAGCCUGUAUAUUGACUGUAUGAGGAGGCAUUCAAGAGGGCAACCAAGCUUCCCUGUAUGUAUUAAAUACACCAUGUGUAUUAUGAAUUCAAAUCCUUUUCUACCGUUUAGUUGAAUUUGACCACUCAUCCACCAUUUUAGCCUUUGCAUCACCCAAAAAUAUAAUGUAUACAUUUUUUUCCCCCAUUAUGUAUUUUUUUUUAAACAAAAAACACAAUACUUCCAUUUAAGGAACACAAAUGUCCUUGUUUUUAUUGUCAUUUAACGCUCCGGGAAUAACCUCAUUCAAUAAAUUUUCUAUUCCAGUCCAAA